Messenger RNA from Sphaerulina musiva SO2202, 1116 nucleotides. Its product is annotated as WLM-domain-containing protein. NCBI's taxonomy places the organism in Eukaryota, Fungi, Ascomycota, Dothideomycetes, Mycosphaerellales, Mycosphaerellaceae. Gene Ontology annotation, molecular function: proteasome binding. The record is from RefSeq and is a predicted model, not a curated record. The transcript has a single exon. The coding region runs from base 1 to 1116 and encodes 371 amino acids.
AUGUCCAGCACGAGUGGGCUAUCACAGGACAUCACUUCCGACCUCGAGAACGAUGCAGAACCACAAGCACUGUUCCACCUGACGAUCCAACUACACAACAAACCACUCGACAUUCCCAUCUACCACCAAGAUGCCACUCUUCAGGACCUAUCCGACACUAUCGCCGAAGAAAUGCACAUUCCACCCGCCCACCAAAAACUCCUCAUCACACCCAAAGUGGGCUUACUCAGACCGCCAUUCAAAGACCCCAACCUCCUCGUCACUUCGCUCCAAGACAAGAAAAUUGUGCUCAUGGGCGCCACCACAGCCGAAGUCUCCGAACUCGCCAGCGACAUUGCCGACCGCAAAGCCCGCAUCGAUCGCCGCAGAGCCGCGCUCCAAGCCGGCCGCAAAGUCCAAGUCCACAAACACCGCGAUUGGAAGAAAAUCUCCGAAGAAGCCCAAUUCACCUUCCACACCAUCCGCCCUUUAGACUAUCUCCCCAAUCCGGAAAAAUCUCUCCGUUACCUUCAACUGUUAGCAAACGACGCUGGCAUCAAAGCCAGCAUGCGCACCCACGGCUUCUCAGUAGGUUUAUUAACGGAAAUGAACCCUGCAGAACACACAACGCACCAAAGUCGCACAUUGGGAUUAAAUCGCAAUCGAGGCGAAGUGAUUGAAUUGCGUUUACGCACGGAUGCCUACGAUGGCUAUCGCGAUUACAAAGUCAUUCGCAAAACCUUGUGUCAUGAAUUAGCGCAUAAUGUCUGGGGCGAACAUGAUGCGCGGUUUUGGAAAUUGUGUAAGGAAAUUGAAGCGCAGGUCGAACGGAAUGAUUGGAGGCGAGGCGGGAAAUCUGUAGGUGGGGAGGAAUUUUAUCAUCAUCGUCAUCGGGCGGGAGAUCAUGAUGAUGAUGAUGGGGAGGAUGUGUUUGAUUAUGAUCAUGCGGAUGAAGGAGGGUGGGAAGGUGGAGAGUAUGUUCUUGGUGGAAGUAGUGGAGGAGGAGGGGAAGUAGUGGAGUCGUUGAGUCGAAGAGAGAUUUUGGCUCGAGCGGCAGAGGAGAGGAUGAAGAAGCAGAGAGAGGCGAAGGCGUUGGAGCAAAAGUCGAAUCAUGAAUCUGGAACGAAACAGGCAUGA